Knipowitschia caucasica is the source of this 612-nucleotide messenger RNA. Lineage: Eukaryota; Metazoa; Chordata; Actinopteri; Gobiiformes; Gobiidae. The record is from the annotation of a GenBank genome assembly.
AUGCUGCUCCAGAUGGCACACAGCUGGUUCUUAGAUCAGCAUUUCACACACAGAGAAGUCAGACUGAACUGUCUCCCCCUGGACCGUCUCCCCCUGGACCGUCUCCCCCUGGACCGUCUCCCCCUGGACCGUCUCCCCCUGGACCGUCUCCCCCUGGACUGUCUCCCCCUGGACGGUCUUCCCCUGGCCGGUCUUCCCCUGGACUGUCUCCCCCUGGACUGUCUCCCCCUGGCCGGUCUCCGCAGGACUGUCUCCCCCCUGGCCAGUCCCCCCCUGGACUGUCUCCCCCUGGCCGGUCUCCCCCUGGACUGUCUCCCCCUGGACUGUCUACCCUUGGGCUGCAGUCUCCCCCUCAUUCUUAUCCUGUGGCUCUGCUCCUCAUCAAUUACCUGCACCGUGCUGCUGCAGGCGGCACCAACAUGUCAGCCCCCGCUCCCAGACAGCCCCCCCCCACGGCAUACAUUACACAAACCCCAGAAUGCACCACGUCUGCUUGUCAAGAAGUCUGAGACAAAAGGAGCAGGAUGCAAAACAAGCCAGAGGACUCCACCGGCCGCUGAUAAACACGGGAACAAGAAAGUGGGCCGAGAAAUGUGUUUCCCGAGCCGAUAA